Anopheles cruzii is the source of this 909-nucleotide messenger RNA. Its product is annotated as basic salivary proline-rich protein 2-like. The coding region runs from base 1 to 909 and encodes 302 amino acids. NCBI's taxonomy places the organism in Eukaryota, Metazoa, Arthropoda, Insecta, Diptera, Culicidae. The record is from RefSeq and is a predicted model, not a curated record. The transcript is spliced from 4 exons.
AUGGUCGGUGCAGCCUACGCCCGCGUUCCAUGUUCCAUACCGACGCUGAACGGGCCCCGGAAUGACGCUGGUGUCGGUGACGGUGUCGGUGGCGAUGAGCAGCGCCCCCCAACAAACUUCAACAGCAACAACGGCGGCGGACUGAUGGCGACCGCUACCGCUGCCCUUGCCGUCGACAUAACCCAGUACCUUCACGAAUUUAGGUGCCAUCAGCGAAGAGCGGCGGAGGCCAGAGCCGUGGGCGCCGACUUGCGCCUGGUGCCGCUGGCACAACAGCCUCGUGCCCCGGAUCGCUCCGGAAGUUCGGCCCCGCCGGAACCAGCUCUGCAGCGGCAUCCUGGCCCGGAGGACGAUCGCUCCGGAAGUUCGGCCCCGCCGGAACCAGCGCUGCAGCGGCAUCCUGGCCCGGAGGACGAUCGCUCCGGAAGUUCGGCCCCGCCGGAACCAGCGCUGCAGCGGCAUCCUGGCCCGGAGGACGAUCGCGCACCUGUCGGACGAUCGAUAACAUCGCAGCGCAGCACACGAAAACGCCGGUGGCGUUCGAUGGUGUUGCGCCUGGUGCCGCUGGCACAACAGCCUCGUGUCCCGGAUCGCUCCGGAAGUUCGGCCCCGCCGGAACCAGCUCUGCAGCGGCAUCCUGGCCCGGAGGACGAUCGCUCCGGAAGUUCGGCCCCGCCGGAACCAGCGCUGCAGCGGCAUCCUGGCCCGGAGGACGAUCGCUCCGGAAGUUCGGCCCCGCCGGAACCAGCGCUGCAGCGGCAUCCUGGCCCGGAGGACGAUCGCGCACCUGUCGGACGAUCGAUAACAUCGCAGCGCAGCACACGAAAACGCCGGUGGCGUUCGAUGGUGAUGUCCAAACGCCCAGCCACCCAGUGGUACGACGAGUACGCCGAUAGCGAUCUACUCUAG